This is a messenger RNA of Chrysemys picta bellii (western painted turtle), 5467 nucleotides long. NCBI's taxonomy places the organism in Eukaryota, Metazoa, Chordata, Testudines, Emydidae. The record is from RefSeq and is a predicted model, not a curated record.
UAAACUGUUUAGACCAACAUGUCCAUCAAGCUCCAGACAGAGUGGCUUUGAUCUGGGAGAAAGAUGAGCCUGGCACUGAAGUGAAAAUCACAUACAGAGGCAGAGCAGUGUUGGGGAUGGGAAUGGACAUACUGCAGGAGCACUGUUACCUGGAUGCAUUAUCCUACAUUUAACAGGGAACUUCUGGACAUGACCUGCCGUCUUGCCAACACACUGAAGAAAUAUGGAGUACAAAAAGGGGACAGAGUUGCAAUCUAUAUGCCUGUGACUCCACUGGCUGUGGCUGCCAUGUUGGCUUGUGCCAGAAUUGGUGCUAUUCAUACAGUGGUCUUUGCUGGAUUCAGUGCCGAAUCUUUAGCUGGGAGGAUCAUUGAUUCUGGCUGCAAAGCUGUCAUUACCUACAACCAGGGAGUCAGGGGAGGACGAGUUGUAGAGCUGAAGAAGACUGUGGAUGAAGCUGUAAAGAAUUGUCCAAGUGUCAAGCAUGUCUUCGUGGCUCAGAGAACAGACAGCACAGUCCACAUGGGUAAUCGUGACAUUCCUCUUGAAGAAGAGAUGGCCAAGGAGGCCCCUGUGUGUGCUCCUGAAAGCAUGGACAGUGAAGACAUGCUCUUCAUGCUGUACACCUCCGGGAGCACAGGAAAACCCAAAGGGAUUGUUCACACUCAGGCUGGGUAUCUGCUUUAUGCUGCUGUGACACACAAGCAUGUGUUUGACUACCAGCAAGGCGAUGUUUUUGGUUGUGUGGCUGAUAUUGGCUGGAUCACGGGACAUAGCUAUGUUGUAUAUGGACCACUCUGUAAUGGAGGCACCUCUGUGCUGUUUGAAAGCACUCCGCUGUAUCCUGACCCAGGUCGUUAUUGGGAAACUGUACAGAGAUUAAAAAUUAAUCAGUUUUACGGUGCACCUACUGCUGUACGCCUGCUGCUGAAGUAUGGAGAUAAGUGGGUGAAGAAGUAUGACAGAUCUUCCUUAAAAACCCUGGGAUCAGUGGGAGAACCAAUUAACCAUGAAGCUUGGCAAUGGUUCUACAAUGUAGUGGGAGACAGCCGGUGCACCCUUGUUGACACCUGGUGGCAAACAGAAACAGGAGGCAUCUGCAUUGCUCCCCGGCCCUCGGAGGAAGGAGCUGACAUCAUUCCUGCUAUGGCAAUGAGACCGUUCUUUGGGAUUAUACCGGCACUGAUGGAUGAGAACGGAAGAGUUAUAGAAGGAAAUGACGUCUCUGGUGCUCUGUGCAUUGCACAGCCCUGGCCUGGCCUGGCGAGAACCAUCUAUGGAGAUCAUCAGAGAUUUAUAGAUACUUAUUUCAAACUGUAUCCAGGUUAUUAUUUCACAGGGGAUGGUGCCUAUAGAUCCUCAGAGGGGUAUUACCAAAUAACAGGGCGGAUGGAUGAUGUCAUAAAUAUCAGCGGUCACAGGCUUGGAACUGCAGAGAUUGAAGAUGCCAUGGAUGAACAUCCCGCUGUACCUGAAACGGCUGUGAUUGGUUACCCCCAUGAGAUCAAAGGAGAAGGUGCCUUUGCUUUCAUAGUGUUAAAAGAAGACACAGCUCAUACAGAACGUGUUAAAGAAGAGCUCAGAUCUAUAGUUGCUUCCAAGAUUGCAAAGUAUGCUGUGCCUGAUCACGUUCUGGUAGUGAAACGCCUUCCGAAAACGCGAUCCGGGAAAAUUAUGAGAAGGGUGCUGAAGAAAAUUGUUGCUGACCAAUCCAGUGAUUUGGGAGAUGUCACCACGCUGGAUGAUCCAAGCAUCGUCGCAGAAAUACUAGAUGCCUACCAGAAAUACAAAACCGAGCAGUCUGCAUCUUCAUAGGAAAGUCUUGAGUCUCUUUCCAAAAGAAAUUCAGAGGAACAUAAACAACCAUCCAGAUAACUUUGCUCUUUCAUGGACUAUCAUCAAAUUCUGCUCACUCCUAAGAGAACAAAAUUAUGAUUCCUCUCACAACAUACUAUAAUCUAUCAUCGACCAUGGUAUACAGCUGCCUUCUCUUUUCCUUGGAAACCAUGGACUACACACUGUGAAGCAUCACAUGUUAAGAACCUUCUGAACAAGUGCCUGACUGAAUUUGCCAAAACGAAGUGUUUUCACACUAUUUUUAGGGAAAGCAGCCUUUUUAGGUUUCCACUAGCUGCAUUAAAAAUAAACAGCUAGUAAACUGUUUAUGACUGUUGAGGUAGGUGAUGUUUUUAAUGCUUGAAGCAAUACUUUCCCCCCCCCUCUGCUCCCAGACACUCACGGGGAGAGAUUUUGUAAUACAUUUUGCCAUUUUGGAGAAUAGUCAGAGAACCCAGAUCUUCAAUUUUUCAUUUCACUUAGAAUCAUAGAAAUGGGCUGGAAGGGACCUUGAAGAGUCAUCAAGUCCAGCCCCCUGCCCUGAGGCAGGACCAUGCUAGACCAUCCCUGAUAGGGGUUUGUCCAACCUGUUCUUAAACACAUCCCAAUGAUGGGGAGCCACAACUUAAAUCUAACUUGGUUAUCCCAGCUCAGGUAGCUGCAACAGUGGUGUCUUUUUAGCACUGCUGUAUACUGCAGUGUAUAUUGCAUGUGCACUAUUUGUGAAAUGGAUCACAGAUCAAGUAGCCAUAUUCUUUUCAUUACAGUUGCUUUGGUGCCUGAUCAUGGUUUUAGGCCUCGCCACACUUGGCUCAAAACAGUCAAUCUGGGGUCCAAAGGAUCCCAGCCUUUCCCUUUCCCUCCCCAAAGUCAACGAACCUAGGCCCAGAUCCUCAGUGGUCUUUAGGUCCCUAACUCCCAUUGAAAUCAGUGGCAUUGAAGCACCUAAAUACCUCUGAAGAUCAGCACCUACUCCCUUCUAGGUAACAUGGAUCUCAGCUCCCAUCUGAACCUGGAGCUGAUUAGCCGCCUCUAAGCCCAUGUUGCCUCAUGUCCCAGCUGGACAGGGAUGGAGCCUGCAGCUGUCACUUUUACUACAUUUUACAGCAACUACAUCUCUCUUUCCACCAGUGCCCCUCAGGCCCUCAGUCCAGCACCUUGUAACUGGGGAAAAGGAAAGAACAGAAGCAAGAUCACACAAGGAGUCUGUGGCUGAGGCAGGACUUGAAAUCCAGUACAGUAACUCCUCACUUAGCAUUGUAGUUAUGUUCCUGAAAAAUGCGACUUUAAGCAAAACGAUGUUAAACGAAUCCAAUUUUCCCAUAAGAUUUAAUGUAAAUGGGGAGUUAGGUUCCCAAGGACAUUUUUUUUUGCCAGACAAAAGGCAUUAUAUACAUAAACAGUAUACGCUUUAAACAAUUUUAAACAAGCAAUUUAAUACAGGUAUAAGUUUUAAACAAACAAUUUAAUACUAUACUCAGCAAUGAUGUUUGUGAAACUCUUCUCCCCUCCCCUCCAGGCUCCUGAAUGCUGGCAGAGUUCAGUCCCGGUUGACAGUGAAAAAUUAACAGGUGCUCUGCACCCACCGGCAGUGAAGCUCCCCCUAUCACACCGCCUCCUUCCCCUGAGCGCGGUGUCCCUGCUCCUCCCCCAGCUCCCAGAAAGUCCUAACAGCUGGUUGGCGGCACGGGAAGUUCUGGGAGGAAGAGGGAGGAGGUGGAGAAGAGGAAGUUGUGCAAUGCUCCCUUGUAAAGUCGCUGCUCUUCCAGAGAAUCCUACAAGCAGUGGACAGAGCAGGCAGCCAAACGACAUUAUAAGGGAGCACUGCACAACUUUAAACAAGCCUGUUCCCUCAUGGAGCAGGGACGGAACAUUGAAACAGCCCUAGGAUAUUUUGAAACCCUUAGGGAACAGGCUGUACUAGAGUUCACUCACUGCUGGGGUGUCUCCUUGUGGCUGCAUCUGUGGAGUAGCUCUGCCUGGUCUGACCUCCCCUUCCUUCCUUCCUUCCUUCCUUCGCUUGCACUGCAGCCCCUCUUGCUCUCUAAUUGUAGCAGUGCUUCCUCUUUGUUGCUUGGUGCUCUGCUCAGGGCACUAGUUUUCUCCUUGUGGGGUAACAAAGUCUCACUGGACCAGCUGUCUGGAUGCCAUUCCAGGCUGUCACUUUCCCAGUGGCUGGUAGGGGAACCUGCGUGAUACUCCAGGUUCCAGCCAGGAACCCUAUCAGCAGCAGCCAAGGUCUGCACAACCCCAUCCCCUGCUGCCGUUUCCUACUCCCUCUUCCACAGGCUUUCUUCUUCAUUCUCUGGGUAAGCCCUUCCUUCAGGGUCAGGAUCAGCAUCCCAGGGCUUCUGCUCCACCCCUGGGUUUCCUCCUCACCACCUCUCUGCUCCCGGAGAGUGACUGCAGACCUCCACAUUGCGGCACCUUCUGCCCUCAUUUCCUGGCUUUAUACAAGCCCCCCGCACACUCCUGCCUAGGUGGACUCCAUAUUCAAUGAGUGCUUGUCAGUCAAGCCCGGGUCUCCUCUCAGGUGCAGCUUACUUGGUUAAGUAGCCACCUUAAUCCCUUCGAAGUGGUGUGGGGUGAACAGCCCCACGACAGCUCAUCAGCACUGAGGAUUUCUCACUUUUGAAGAACAGAAAAAGUGAGCGACAUCUGGGAGUUGUUGCACUGUAAUGAAUUCUGUGUGAUCUUGGGUGAGGCACUUCACCGCCCUGUGCCCCAGAGCCUCAUCUGCAAAACGGGGACGAUUGUGCUUCCCUGCCUCACGGGGGCUCAGGUAUGGUAGCAAUGGGGGCGAUGUGAGAGGUGUAAUUCUCUUGCUGCCAUCUUGGUGCUGACAUGACUUGCUAAGCACCCCCGCCUUUCUUCUGCAGGGAGGGAAUGGCUGCCCCACUUCCAAAUAUCCUCUUCACAUGUGGACACAGGGCCCGCCCCUGCUGAAUUUUACUGGCAGGGGAUGCAGACUCCAUGCAUGGGCUUCCUGAAUAGACAAUAAUUUUCCUUGUCCGCAGUGGUGGCGUAGCUAUGUUGGUCCCAGGAUAUGAAAGCGGCAAUAUCUUUUAUUGGACCAACAUCUGUUGGUGGAAGAGACAGAGUCAAACAGACAGAGAUAGAGCUCUGUGUAGCAUGAAAGCUUGUCUCUAACUUUUUUCCUGGUCAGUAGCUAAUAAAUUUAAUAGAUUAAAAUCAUGCUUUAGGAGUACCCCUCCCUUUCUAAUGCUACAGUGAUGCUACAUUGUCUUUCCAUUCUACUCCCAUUGAAAGAACUCUCUGCAAGAUGUGUGAUUAGAGCUUUGUUGCACUGGGAACAAGGGGAAGGAAAAUCACUUUUAAACUACUUAAGGAAAAUAAUUAGGAUAGGAUAGGGAAAAAAUAGGGGGAACAGACAAUAGUUGUAGAAAAAUAUUCAUUGUCUUUUAUAACGAUUUAAAGUUUACAUUAUUACUGUUUAAUUUGUAUGUUACCUUGGCCACAGGCAUUCAGGAGUGUUAACCUGGAAGUGGACUGAUUGGUACAAAAAGAUUUCCCUGCUGCUUUUUGGGGAUUAGGAGGUUAGAAUAUACUCGAUUGGUACCGUAAUUGGGCCUGCUCAUCCUCUCUAUGGGCAUGGGUCAGUGCUUCGCAA